AUGGUGCCAGAGGACUGUCUAAUGGAGAUUCUCCAAUGGCUUCCAGCCAAAACCUUAUGCAAGUUGAAGACGGUGAGCAAGACUUUUCUAAAGUUAAUAUCCGAUCCCUUCAUCCAAACUCUUCAUGCAAAUCAUGCCAAAACCGGCAUCAGCAUCAUCAACAUCACUAGGUCUACGACGUUUGAGAUCAUCCCCAUUGAUCAUGAUGUCUUUAGUAUUCCAACAGAAUCCUUGUUGUUCUUGACAAAAUACAGCAAAAAAAUAAUGGCAACUCUUCGUGGGUUGAUUGUCUUCAAGAGUUCUCUCAAUGACUUCCGGGUGUUAAACCCUUUUACCAAGAACUUCUCCAUCAUCUCUCCUCCUCCAGGCAUGCUGAUGCAUUACAUGGUCUUGGGCUUGCGCUCAAUCAAUGACAAAGAUUAUGAGAUGAUAUGCGCGAUCAACAAAAUAUCAAAAUCAUCAGGGAAUCCUGCGUUGGAGUUUUGGCGAUACUUAUCUGGUGAUAUGUCAUGGGAAUAUCUUGCAGAAGUUGAUUCAAUUGUUAGAUGUAUUGUUCUUCAUUUGGCAGUGUUUUUGAGUGGAUUUGUUUUCUGGCCUGUGAGUUUUAGGCUAAAUAUAACAGAUGGAGAAUAUCAAGGUAUUGUUUUUGACAUUGAAAGGAGGAGAUUACAGUCUGUGCUUUUGCCUGAAGAAUUUUCAAGAGUGAGGAUUCGUCAGAUUGAGUUAAGUUUUACCGCUUGGCCUGAUGGAUCAUUGUGCAUGAUUCAAAAUAAGAUGAAAGAGAGACGGAUAGUGAUAUGGUUGAUGAGAUCUCCAUUUUCUUCACAAAUGGAGUGGAUUAAAGUGCAUGAGAUUAAUCUGAGGGAUUUUGGAUUGAAGGGCAAACCGUCUUGUCACACUAUGAUCCGUGAUGAAUUGCUUGUGUUUUCUACGAAUAAUUCAGUACGGGUUUAUAGUUUUUAUGAACAUUCGGUGAAGAAGGUGGGGAGAUUUAAGGAAAGCCAACGUGAUUUUGUGAUACCUUAUGUUGGGACUUUUUCUUCCAUGUGGAAAGGUAGAGCAAUCAAUUAUGAGCAUGGAAUAGCGACAUCCUUCUGGUUUAUUAUGCACAAUGUUUUUUUCUUUAUUGAGAAAAAGGCGUAG
This is a messenger RNA of Dioscorea cayenensis subsp. rotundata (Guinea yam), 1143 nucleotides long. RefSeq lists its product as uncharacterized. The record is from RefSeq and is a predicted model, not a curated record. The transcript has a single exon. NCBI's taxonomy places the organism in Eukaryota, Viridiplantae, Streptophyta, Magnoliopsida, Dioscoreales, Dioscoreaceae. The coding region runs from base 1 to 1143 and encodes 380 amino acids. Gene Ontology annotation, molecular function: protein binding.